GCUGGCUUGAACAUUGCAUCUCCACGAAGGACAUGCCCACACGCACAGUCGACUAUCACAACAGAAUCAUCGGAUCGGAUCAUCAUCGACAUCGACAUGGACCAAGUUGCGCAAACUCCUCAGCGCAGUCCGGUGCGCCGGGUGCCGGGCAUCACACAGACACAAAAACAGGCCCUCGUGGACAACCUUCAGCUCGAGAUCACUGAGAGAGCACGCAAAUUACGUGCGCAGUAUGCUCUACAGGCUCAAGGACUCCGCGCGCGCUUGGAACUACGCGUCAACCGCAUCCCACAAGCUUUGCGAAAACGCAACAUCCAAGAACUAAUAGACGAGCACCACGCCAAAUCACGGCCUGCUCCUCCCCCGUCAGCUCCAAUCGCAGUAAAGUCGCAACCAAAGCAGGCGGUGCAGCCGGCACCCAUACAGACGAAGCCAUCAAUCAAGCGGAAAAGCGAUGAAAUGGCAUCAGCAGACGACAAGGAGAAUGUUCCAAGUGAGCAAGCUCUAGAUAUUCCCAACCCAAAGAAAAGGACGAAGACCACGGCGACUGCGAAUUCCAAAGCGACACGCGCGCGAAAUGCUGGUCCUGCCGGCGUGCUUUCUCCAAAAUCCCAUAAUUCACGUACACUGCCACACUCACCGAUCAAGCCGGCAGAGAAGCCAACUACAGCGCGGCCUAUGUCAUCCGCUCAAAACACAGCAAGCCGAGCAGCUCGUGCACCCAGUCGACAAACGAAACGACCUGGGACCGCCUCCGACACGGAGGGGAGAGCGAGCGAGGCUAGCAACACCAGUGCUGGCACGACUAUAGUGACAAAGCCUGGAACUCGAAAAGCCGCGGCGCCCAAGAAAGCAACCACCACGGUCAAAGGUACGGGAACCAGCAGGAAGCCGGCCGUUGCAAAGGUUGAGACCGCUCCGUCGGCUGCCGCGACCAGAGCUCUGAGGAAGAGGAAUUAGCAGCGUGGCAACUCCAAAGUGGCAGAAUCAAUGCUACUCAGGAGCCGAUACGCCCAAUCAGGUGUCAGGCUACUCACAGGGAACUUGUCUCUGCAUCGCGCGUUGCAGUCUUGCUUCUCGCCUGCUGCAGCCCAGGCAAGGAAUGCUUUGGAACUCCGCGCUCCCGGCGAAAGGCAAGUGUCCACUCGACGAACAGAAAUGGCUCGCUUUCUCUCAAUUAUGCUCAACAUUGAAGUGUUUUGCUAGCGACUGGCAACGCGAAGCUCAAGCCUGAGCAGCGUAUGUACUUCUUUGCUUCCACGAGGCAACCAGGCCUCGCAGAAUACGCCAGGCACUACCUCGAAAGCAACAGUCUCGCACUCCACAUGGCUGGACAAGGAGAGCUUGUUGCGAUCAGGUCCGCUUCUCUCAACGGAUCGCUACUCGCAGCAUUCGACAUGGCACUGGGCCGGGAUAGCCGUGUGCAAGCAUGAAGACAGACGAAGCUGUUUUAGCCUUCGGAAACAGAGCGUGGUCGCUGGCUUGACUAGAUUUCACAGCUUUAGGGCACACGAAGUGAAGUGUUGGUUGGAGACCGGCCAGGCGGUCGCACGAUAGGACAAGGAUCUGUAGCGGCGUGUCUGGGGCACGUGGCCCCGAACAUCAUCCGUAUCUUACAACGCCUUCGGCCAGGCGUUGGCGCGCCCGCGGCGAGUGCUGUGCCCGCGUUCGCUUCCUGGAAUUGCUGUGCGAGAUGUGGCCGCCGGGUCGUCUGCACGUCAUCAUGCGCCUGUGCAGAGGAGAUAUUGGGGAUGAGCGUAGCAAUCGCCCCAGCACACUAGCGAAUAGUGGAUAGAUGCAGGGGUAUACAGCACAUUGCAUCCAGUCGACUGGUCCAUCAUGCGGGCGCAUAUCUAUUGUACCCUUGAAGGAUGAUACCAC
Messenger RNA from Cercospora beticola, 1881 nucleotides. RefSeq names its product borealin N-terminal domain-containing protein. Gene Ontology annotation, cellular component: chromosome, centromeric region; spindle midzone; chromosome passenger complex. Lineage: Eukaryota; Fungi; Ascomycota; Dothideomycetes; Mycosphaerellales; Mycosphaerellaceae. Gene Ontology annotation, biological process: mitotic sister chromatid segregation. The record is from RefSeq and is a predicted model, not a curated record.